Messenger RNA from Rotaria sordida, 2208 nucleotides. NCBI's taxonomy places the organism in Eukaryota, Metazoa, Rotifera, Eurotatoria, Philodinida, Philodinidae. The record is from the annotation of a GenBank genome assembly.
AUGGCAGCUGCAAUACCUCGUCAUCUUCUUGAAACACUUGUCAAUUGUCCAGCUUGUUUACAACGUUAUAAUGAACCACGAGUUCUACCAACAUGUGGACAUACUGUUUGUACAACAUGUCUUGAAAAUGAAUGGAAUAAUCAAGAAUCAUUAUUAACUAUAAAUGGAGAUAAUGAUAAAUUAAAUCAUUAUUGUCCAGUAAAAAAUUGUCGAAAAGAAAUAUGUCCAACAAUAAAUAAUUAUAUAGAUUUACCAAUAAAUCAAACAGUUCUUGAUCUUAUAGAAUCAUGUAAUUUUCAUGUUGAAGCAACAGGACAAUGCCAUGUUUGUAAUCAAUCACCAUCAUUUGUUAAAUGUUCACAUUGUUGUUUAUUUGUUUGUUUUGAAUGUGCUAAUCAACAUAGACGUGAAGCAUUAACAACAUUAACAAAUAAUAUAAAUACAUUAGAACAAGAAUAUUUAACUAUGAAUGAUCAAAUUGAUCAUGCAAGAGAAAGAUUAAUUGAAACAAGACAAAAAUCCAUUGAUACAAUACGUUUACAUUAUACACGUUUAAUUGAUGAAUUACGUUGUGCACAAAUAACAAAUGAAGAAAUUGUUGAAAGACAAUCAGCGAUUUGUAAUAAUGAACUUGAAUUACUUAUUGAUGAACAUAAACAACGUUGUGAACAAAUAAAUAAAACAAUACAAGAUUUACGUAUAAUAAUAACAGAUUGGUCAACUAUAGAACAAUUUAAACAAUUACAAUUAAAAUUAACACAUUUACAAGAAGAUAUUCAUGAAGCAAAUGAAAUAUUUCAUGAACGUUUACCAGAAAUGAAAAUAUUUGAAUUUGAUAAUGAUGAUUAUAAAAAGAAAUUUUAUAGUAAACAUGUUGAUUCACCAUCACAAACAGAUGAAUUAGUUAUGAUUAAUUGUAAACAAAAUUUAACAAUUUCAACAGAAUCAACACGAAAUCAUCAUUUAGAUGACUCAUGUAGUACAGCUUCUUCAACAAAUAAUGAUCAUAUAAAGAUUUCAAUGCCGACAAAUGGUCGAAUAAUAAAAACGAAUUCAAAUGGUAUAGGAAAUCAUUAUAAAUCACUCAAUGCUAUUCCACAUCAUCACCAAACAUCAAAAAAUCUAUCUAAUGAUAAUAAAAAUGAUACAUUAUAUGAACAACAACAAACAACACGACCAUCUUCAUCAACAAAUACAAAUCAUCGUUCUCAUCCACCUGUUUCAGGAAAUUCAUUAGCAAAAACUGUUUCAAAUUCCAUAGCUGAUCUAUCUAUAGCAACACAUAAUCCUAAAAUUUCAUCAACAACAAUUCGUACAGCAACAUUUCAAUCUAAAUUAGAUAAUUGUAAUAUUGAAUCAUGUAAAAAAAUUCCACUUUCACAAAGUUUUGAUUGGGGAAUGUUAGCAAUAACAAAUACAAAUUUAAUAUUACUUUAUAAUAAAGAUAAAAGUUCAUUAGUUAUAUUUGAUGCUAAUGGACAUGAGAAUGAAAGAAUUCAAUGGUCAGAUGGUGACAUUAAAGAUUUAUGUAUUUAUCAUGAUGAUAGUAUAAUUAUAGUAGGUGAACAUAAACAAGCAUCAAAACCAAUUGAAUGUAAAUUAUAUGUAUGUAAUUUAACACGAAAACAACUUGAACGUGAACGUGUUGUUGAACGUGGUCUUAAUUGUCAACGUGUUGCAUCGGAUGAACAAUUUAUUUUUUAUUCAUCAGAAAAAGGUUGUAAUAAAUCUAAAGUAUCUGUAUUUGAUCAUGAAUUACAAUUACAAAUAACAUUUGAAUCUGGUGUUGAAGUACGAAGUUUAGGUGUUGAUAUGCAAUGUUGUUAUAUAUUAGGUAAAAGACGUGAACGCGAACCAGGAAGAUAUUUUCUUGAAAAACGACAAAAAAAUGGUCAACUUGUUCGUCGUAUUGAUUUAUAUGAAAUAAAUGUUGAUAAUAUGAAUCGAUUGAUUAUUGAUCCAGUUAGUCGUGGUGUUAUUGUAACAGAUGGAGGUAAUAAAAAAAUCUGGGCUGUUGGACCAGAAGGUGAAAAAAAAUCAAUUCAAUAUAGACCAUGGCCAUGGAGUGUGGGAUUUUUAACCAAUGAUACUUUACUUAUCUUACAUGCUGGUUGUUUAACUUUUCAUGCAUCUACUACUAAUAAUAAUAAACAAAUUAAUAAUGGAACAAAAAUACGAAAUGUUAUUCCUAAUGCUGAAAAAGUUUAA